AAUCCUUUCGUAGCUUCGCAUUGUGUUUGCAAAAUGGGUUUCAAUCUCUUAGUUUCUAACCUUCAUCCAAACAUUACCAAUCAGCAGUUGUUCAACUUGUUCGCACCGUACGGAAAUAUCUCUUCGACAACGGUGUACCAAACGGGUAACUCGCUGGGGCAUGGCUUCGUAAAUUUCUACCACGCGCAGAAUGCGACACGCGCCAUCGUUUGUAUGAACGGACGCGAAAUCUAUGGCUUUCGGAUCUACGUGGAGCCAGCACCUCAAUGCGUAGGGAAUCCAACCAUUCAACCACAACAACAGGAUGCUCGGUCGAUAGGGCUACAAUACAUAAACGAUAUGAUAAUGGACAAUAUGGGCUUUUAUUUCAAUAAAAGCAAGCAGCAACCUCUGAGGCAGGCAGCAACCUCUUGCCCGGGAAAUGUGGGUCGGAAUAUUCCUCAAAUAGCCGAACCACGGAAAACACCUAAAACUCCCCCAAAAAAAGCCCAAACUAAGUGCACGGCGGAUGCGGCGAAGGAAAACAGCACUGUUUCAGUCGCUGCCAACAUUUUGCAUGUUGUCGACCGCGCGGAACAAAAGAGGAUACUCGGUGAAUGCCUGUUCACAGCGAUCAAGGCCAUUUGUCCGCAAUUGGCUGACAAAGUAACCGGCAUGCUGGUGGAACUUAACAAUACGGACAUACUGGACAUGCUGGAGCAUCCCGAAACCCUGAAGAAGAAAGUGAACGCAGCAUUUGCGGUGUUACAAUCCUACUACAAAGCCCAAACCUAA
Molecule: messenger RNA, 774 nt
Organism: Anopheles cruzii
Lineage: Eukaryota; Metazoa; Arthropoda; Insecta; Diptera; Culicidae
Exons: 2
Coding region: 34-774 (246 amino acids)
Cellular component (GO): cytosol; ribonucleoprotein complex; nucleus
Molecular function (GO): poly(A) binding; mRNA 3'-UTR binding; poly(U) RNA binding
Source: RefSeq, a predicted model, not a curated record